UUUCGAAUCGGACGGAUGGCGGUGCCGGUUAGUCAUUUGGGCCUGGAUUGGAACCGGAACGAAGGCAAUCGGAAUCAGGCAUUGCGGGAUUGGAGAUUUGGUGGGCUCCAUUUAAGAACGGUGCGAAGUGUGCGGCAGAACCGGACUCCGUUCAGGGACGAGACGGUGCGAGUGUGCCGCUCAGCACGUUUUGAACUAGAGCAGCUGAAGCUAAACCCGGGAGCUGAGAGCCCGAGGGUUGCUGUUGGAGAAUCAAACAAACAAGAGAUGAAGAGCAGAAAAUCAACAGGAACCCGUGACACAAAGGGAGAGCCCAAGGCCAAGAACAAGAGGAAUAGGGUGUCAAAAGAGGCAGAGGUUGAGGUGGUCGAAGUUCCUUCCUCUUCUUCUCGAGAACCAGAAGAAGAAGACGAAGAAGCAAAGAGCAGCAACGACUCCAACGGAAACAGCAACCAGGCGGCAAAAGAGGAAGAUGAUGGUAACGACGACGAGGAGGACAUCAACAUUAAUGGGAACCUAAAUAGAUCAAACGGUGAGGCGGGUUCAUGCCGUUUCCCGAUGAAUCGGAUCAAACGGAUCGUAAGGAACGAGGGUGACUUCCGGACAACCCAAGAGUCCAUUUUCCUCUUCAAUAAAGCUACGGAGCUUUUUCUUGAAUUAUUUUGUGAAGAUGCAUAUGCAUGUUCUGUGCAGGAUCGUAAGAAAUCUGUUGGCUACAAGCACCUUUCUUCUGUUGUCUCUAAACGGAAAAGAUACGACUUUCUUUCAGAUUUUGUGCCUGAGAAAGUCAGAGCUGAGGAUGCAUUAAAAGAAAGAAGAUUAGCUGAAACAUGAAAGUCAGGAUGUUCAGCAAGUACUUAGUAAGGAAACGUGCAGAUAAGUAGUUAUCUGCUUCCAGAAAUGUGUAUCAUUAAGGUCUUCUUGGCUACCUUGGUGUGCAACUAAUCCAAAGAGCAUGUAUUGUAGUAGUAAUUGGACAACAAACGAAUGACACCUUUUUACAUAGGGAAUCUAACUUAUUUGAUGGCAGAGAAAUUUCUGACUUCUUCAGGAUAAGUUACCCCGUUUCAAAUCUUUAAUACCUAGGUGCUUCUAUUUUCCAAAUUUUGUAACAAUGUUCAAUUUCUAUGGUAGCUGAUGAGAGAAGUAAUAGAUAAAUUGAUCCCUUAUAUGGGUGCCAGAAUUCCUGAA
Nelumbo nucifera (sacred lotus) is the source of this 1191-nucleotide messenger RNA. RefSeq names its product nuclear factor Y, subunit C10 (gene NF-YC10). Gene Ontology annotation, cellular component: nucleus. Gene Ontology annotation, biological process: regulation of DNA-templated transcription. NCBI's taxonomy places the organism in Eukaryota, Viridiplantae, Streptophyta, Magnoliopsida, Proteales, Nelumbonaceae. Gene Ontology annotation, molecular function: transcription cis-regulatory region binding; protein heterodimerization activity. The record is from RefSeq and is a predicted model, not a curated record.